UCCGCGCGGUGGUGGUUCUGUUGCAGACGGAGCGGGGCGGGAGGUGUGGUUCUGCCGAGCAGAGGGAGGUUGCAAGGUCCUGCUGCUGCUGCCCAUCGAUGCCCUGCAUCAGGCUGGGAACAUGGAUGCUCUGGUUGGAUGUGUGGAGAAGGAGCUGGCCAUUGAGCGUAGGCAGCUGGGGCCUGGUGAAGGGUGCUCGCUGGUGGCCUAUGUGCCCACCAAGUGGCUGGGCAGUCUGAAGGAGAGGAAAGUGCUACCAAGCUGCUGUCCCAGACCUGAGGGCCUCAGUGAUGCUGAGGUGACAAGCUUCCUGCAGCCAUCAGUCAGCAAGCUGCCUGCCGGCUGGACUCGUAUCUCCCUCCAGAUCCUGAGAAAGGCAUGCCUGGCCUACUGUGUGGGCCCCGACCUCUGCUGUGUGACCAGCUGCUCAGGUGGAGUAGGGAGAGGAGCCAGCAGCCCGGAUCUGAGCUCUGUCUCUGGCUUCAUGCAGCAUGUGGCUGAACAGAAUUACCGGAAUCUCUGGCAGACAAGCCAGGGCCAGGCGUUGGGGCCUGCUGCUGCAGCUCCUCGGGAGAAGCCUGAGGCCUGCUACCUCCAGGCUCUGAAGGCAGCUCUCAGCCGGGUGUAUGGCUGCAGCUUCAUCUGGAUCGGUGGAGAGUCUGGGCGAGAGCUUGGGCCUUCUCCAGCAGCCGUCAGCCGGGAGCCACAGCCCAAUCUGCUUCCUGUCAAGGCCCUGCUGGAGUCAGGCCAGUUCCUGUAUGUGAUCCAGCCCUUCUGUCAGUAUUCACUCCGGGAUGUGGUAACCUACAGCCCUGCCAAGCUGGCUAAUAGUCAUGCCAAGGUGCUCUUUCUCCUGUACCAAGUUCUUCAGGCCAUGCAGGCUGCUCACUGCGAGGGGCUGGCCUGUGGCAGCUUGUCCCUGACUCACCUCAAGCUGGAUGAGAGACUCCAUGUCCAGCUGCAGCUCAACCUGUCUGACUACGAGAGGCCGGAGGCCGGAGAGCUGACCGGGGAAGAGGCUGGUGACCAGGGCAGCGACCGGGAAGCCUUCACUGGGCAGCUGGAUGAGUCCUCACUGUCAGCACUCCUCACUGACUGGGUUCAUGGGCGGAUUAGCAACUUCACCUACCUGAUGGUACUCAACAGACUGGCAGGCCGCAGAGCUGGUGACCCCAACUAUCACCCUGUCCUGCCCUGGGUGGUGGACUUCACCGUCCCUUACGGAAAAUUCCGGGACCUUCGCAAAUCCAAAUUCCGGCUCAACAAGGGAGACAAGCAGCUGGAUUUCACCUAUGAGAUGACCAAGGAAGCUUUCGUGGCGGGGGGCCAAGCUGCAGAUCAGCUGCAUGUCCCCCACCACAUUUCAGAUGUCCUCUCUGAUAUCACCUUCUACGUUUACAAAGCUCGCCGGACUCCGCGCUCUGUCCUCUGCAGUCAUGUCCGAUCCCAGUGGGAAGCCAAUGAAUAUCCUGCCAGCAUGGAACGGAUGCAAUCCUGGACCCCAGACGAAUGUAUCCCCGAGUUUUACACGGAUCCCACCAUCUUCCAAUCCAUCCACCCUGACAUGCCGGAUCUAGAUAUUCCAGCUUGGUGCAGUUCCUACCAGGAAUUCAUUGAUAUCCACCACAAGCUGCUGGAGUCGAAGGAGGUCUCUGCCAAUCUGCACCAUUGGAUCGAUCUGACCUUUGGCUACAAACUGAGCGGCAAGGAAGCGGUGAAAGCCAAGAACGUUUGCCUGCCCCUCGUGGACGGUCACACCCACCUGACUAACUAUGGGGUGGUGCAGCUCUUUGACCAGCCACACCCCCCUCGGCUGUUCAGGGGUAGCUGUGCCCCACCAGAGUCUGCACCCCCCAUCAGCCUGAAGGAGGCAGCAGGGAGCCAGCCGGUGGAUGUGGUGGAUGGUCUGGUGGUGGAGUCUGUGGGCUCAGAGGGGCAGGGGCCAGGUGAUUGUUUGAAGGAGGAGGAUCUGGAGGAGGGGACAGAGGCGCUGGAUUCCCUGGCUGCCUCCGGUAAGCCUUCAGAGCACUUGCCUCCUUCCUCUGCCUGUAACCUGUCGAUGGCAGAUCCCCGAGCUCUCGGCAGCCGAGGGAAUCGUAACCGAGGCCCGGCUUCUCGUGAGCUCCUCGAGGCCAAGAUCCACCUUCCUGAGGGUUUCAAUCCUCUGCAGCCUCUGGAGGAACUGGAGAAGCUCGACAACUUCCUGCUGCGUGGGUUGUACAGUGAGUUGCCGGAGCUUGUAUGCCAGGAUCAUGCUCCCCAGCCGUCCUUCUCGCAGUUUGUACAGAGAGACAUGCAGGCGUUUGGGGUCCUCAUCGCUGAAAUCUUCUUUGCUCAGAGGCUACGAGCUCAGGCACCAGACGCCCCUCUGUGGGAUCGUUUUCUAGCUGUGCGGAAACUCUGUCCCCACCACAUGAGAGAGAUCGCUGCUCCACUCCAACACGCUGUCUCGAUGUUACUGCAGCUUCACGACAGCCCUGAAGAGUUACUGAAGACUCGAAGCCCUGCUGAUUGGAGCCGCUUGUUUAAGUAUCGGGCUGUCUGUGAGGGGUUACCGCCCCCCAGCCCCAGCCAGCUGCUCAGUCCCUGCUGCCCCACCAUCCCCUUCCCUCGUUACUUCAGCGCUCUUCACCAGUUUGUCUGCACCUACUAUUCACACGGGUCUGAAGAUGGAGACCAGGGCCGCGAUUUUGUCUUCUCUCUCUGGCAACAGUUAGAUAAACUCCUGGAGCAGAUGCAGCCGGAGGGUCUGGAGAUUCUCCUGCCCUUUGUCCUCACCCUCAUGUCCAGUGAUUUGACAGCUGUCUACACUGCCUGGUAUUUCUUUGAGCCCAUUUCCCGUGCUCUGGGACCUCGCAAUACCAACCGUUACCUGUUGAAGCCCCUGGUGGGUGUCUACGAGAAACCCGGCUAUGUCUGUAGCCGUUUCUACCUGUACACGGAUUGUUUUGUAGUUCAGCUGAUAGUGCGGCUCGGCUUGCAGUCUUUCCUGAGCAGCCUGCUGCCCCAUAUCCUGCAGGUCCUGACUGGGCUGGAAGGGCCUGAGGAAGACCGGGUACUCGAUGGAGCUGGGGAGGAUGAGGAAGGUGUGUCGGACAUGCCAGCCUCCUACUCCAGCUCUGAGCUGAAGGCUGCAGGACCAUGUGACUCAUCCAAUUUCAUCGACUUCUCCUCAGGCAUCAGUUUCAGUGACCAGGCUGAGCUGACCGAAAACGAGGACUUCCAGAAUGGGAUCUUCCUGGGCGACCGGGAACAGGAGUUGCUCAGCCUGGGGAAGCUGAGCGACAAGAGCAGUAACAGUGACGACUCGGCUGAGGACAGAGGCACCGACUCCGAUUCUAAGGACAGGCUGAGCCUCCGCUCGAUGGACAGCCAUCAGGAUCUCAAAUUGGCCGAGGGUGUCCUCCUCCAGCCCAGGGAUGACGAGGAAGAGGAGGAACAGGGGGCGGGGGACGAGGAGGAAGCAGCUCCUGAGGAAACAGUCUUCUGCUCUCUGCCUGAUCCCAGGGAAAGGGAAGCCCUCCCAAAGGAGGAUGAUCUGGAUGAGGAAGACUUGCUGAGUGAAGGGAAGGAGCAGAAGAUCCUGUUUGAUACUGCGUGUAAGACGGUGAAGUGGUUGACCGCGAAGCUGGGCCCCACGCUGAGCUGCCGCUACAUCGUUCGCAAUCUCUUGCGACUGUUGACCAGCUGCUACUUGGGUUCCGAGCAGCAUCAGUUUGUGUUGCCUGAUGAUGAUGUUGAUGAUGUGGGGAAUAUCUGUGAGUGUCGGAUGGUGCUGGGAGAUCUGACAGCGAGACCAGUCCUCGAAUGCCUGAUGUAUGUGGCCCAGCUGUAUGGGGAGCCCGUGCUUACGUACCAGUGUCUCACCUACGUUGUGUACCUGGUUGGCCCUGGUAACAGCUGGAGGUUAAACAGUCGGAAGGAGGCAGGGUUACUGUCUGGAGUGGUCCUGAUGCAGAAGAUCAUUGUUUACCUGUCGGACACCACCUUAAUGGAUGUGCUGCCCAAGAUUAACCAGGAAGUACUUCUCCCAGUGCUGGAUGCCCUGACAUCACCGUGCACCAGUUUCCCAAGUGGGGCCCAGGCUCGUUCGGUGCUCUGUGUGAAGACCCUCCGUCUGAUCGUGUUAGUGUGCCUGAGGAUUGGACAGGAGAUGGUGAUCCAGCACAUGAGUGAGACUCUAUGUCGAUUCUUUGAAGGAUUCUCUGUCCCUUCUGAUGUAGAGCAGGUGGAAGUGAGUGAGAAUUUGAGACCUGGAAGUAGAGGAAACUCCGACAGCCCGGAUUCAGGCAGGGAUCCCAUUGCCCUCCAGGAGCUGCAGAAGGUGUUCAGUUUGGAGAUGGCUUAUUCUGCCUAUGUCCCAUUCAACUGCCUGAUUGGUGACACGAUGAUUAAGAAAGUCCUUCGGAAUCACCAUCACGUCUGGAAGCUGAUGACCCAGUACCAGGAAUCGGUGAGCGCACAGACCCAGGAGUCGGCAGUCCCACUCUCUCCAGGUGUCCCGUCGGGGAAGUCUCUCUCCGGAUAUGACCGGCCUCUGGCUGAUGAUGGAGUAACCGGAACAUUUGGGAGUGUGACGGUGGGGAAUCGGAUUGAGAUCCCAGUGGAAAGUGUUUUGGAGCCUCAUCUCUCGGCCCAGGUGAAGCAGUGCCCGACUCCCCUGGUGUUCGCUGGCUCCCAAGAGGGGGGUGCCCUGAAACAGGAGCUGCCCCGCAGUGCCCGGGUGCUGUGUGGGAACUGGCUGGCGUAUUGGCAGUACGAGAUUGGGCUGAGUCAGUAUGAUACCCAUUUCCACUUCCAUCAGAUUCGGCUGCAGACCUUCACUGGGCACACAGGCACCAUCAAAUCCAUCGCCAGUCUGAGUGGUGAAGACUUCUUUCUGAGCGCCAGCCGGGAUAAGACAGUGCGGCUGUGGCCCCUCUAUAACUACGGUGACGGUACGCGAGAGAUGGAGCCGCGGUUUGUUUACUCCGAGCACAAGAAGUCUGUCUUCUACGUCCACCAGGCAGAGGCCCUUCAGCAGGUGCUCAGCUGUGAUGGUUCCAUCCACCUCUGGGACCAGUUCACGGGGAAGACCGUCAGGGUUUUUGAUGCAUUUGACUCUCGGAAUCCAAUCACAGCUGCUGCCUCGAUGCCAGCCCCUCACUGCAGCAUCAUCACGGCCACCGCUGACUCUGUCCUCCACUUCAUCGAUCCAAGAAAACCCGGAUUUCAGCACGAGUUCCGCUUGAACAGCAGUGUGACAGCUGGGCUGAUCCGUUGCCUGGCGGUCAGUCCCACCGGCCGCUCAGUUGCUGUUGGAUUCUCCUCUGGAUAUAUCUACCUGCUGGACACACGCACUGGGCUCCUCCUGAAGGUGUGGCAGGCCCACGACAGUGACAUCCUUCAACUCAAGAGUGCAGAGAGCAACGUUCUGGUCAGUUCGUCUACUGACCACUCCCUCACCAUCUGGAAAGAGUCUGACCAGAAGCCAUUCCACCAUUACCGGUCACCCUCUGACCCUGUGCACACAUUUGAUCUCCAUGGUAAUGAGAUUGUAGCUGGCACAGUGGCCAAUCGCAUUGGGAUCUACUCUAUGCUGGAUAGCUCAUUCCCGAUCUCCAUGAACAAGCUGAGUUCAGAGAACUUCCGUGGAACACUGACCAGCCUUGGGAUCCUGCCUACAAAACGGCUUCUCCUGUUGGGAUCUGAUAACGGGGUGAUCAGACUUCUGGCCUAGACUGUUGGAACCUACAACAACCACACACUAUUUUCACACAGACCUGCGGCCCUCAGCUCUCCCUUCGGUUAUUGAAAGUGAGGAAGUUCAGCUCGUCCUCCAGUGACGAGCACAGUUACUCGAGUGGCCCCCUCCCAGCACACAGGGUUUUUAAAAUGUAUAAUGAAGGAGCUGGUUGGAUUUCAAUUUUGAAAUGCUCUGGAGAAAGGGCAGGCCCGCUCUGAAAGUUUCAGAAUGUUUACAGUCUGGAAAUAUGGAAAUUCCUUUUAAACAGAACAGUUUCUGUCUGUCUGUGUUGGCCAGUUGCUCCAGGGCUCCGCUCUCGUUAUAAACCAGACCCACUUCUACACUUGGUGCUUUCUGUUCAGUUGAUGCUCAGGUGAAAGUUAAGAGGCUGCAAUCUGUCUCAAUGACUGGGAUCCCCUCCCUCCCUCGCUCAUUGAGUUAUCGUCUACCCCAGACACUCGGUCUGUACUGUCUGUCAGGCCCGUGUCAGGUUAUGGUGGGGUUAAUGGCUCACAGCAAGCAGGAGCUGGUUUGAGUUCCAUUAUGUACCUGUCCCAUCCUUCCUGAUAUGGGGAAUUAGCCUCCAUCUGUUUAAAUGAUGCAUCCACAUUAGGUCUGUCUGACUUCAGAGACCCAAUGACCUAUAGGAGGGGCAUUACAGAAAUAAGCUUCCUGCCCCUCUGCGGAGAGUGGGCAGUGGGGAGGUAAUAAGGAGCAGAUAUCACUGGGUAAUAAGGACCUGGUCACUGGUCACGCAGACAGACAGAGGAGACGGUAAGCCAGGGUGGAGGUCAGGGGUAGUGUCCUGGACAGUCUGACCUCUGACCCUGAGGGGACCUUUUAGGUAAGGGGUCAAUAAUUACUGCGGGAAGUUGGUGAGUAUUGAAUGGAGUGUAACCUCCAUAGUCAGGAUCUGGGGAAGUGUGUCACUACAUCUUUAAUGGCCUUCUAUUCCAGUCUGUAUCAUAGUGUCUUCAGAAAAAGGAAGGUGCUGAGUGUUUUCUAACGUUUAUUUCAGGUAUUAAAGAGAUACUCGACUGUUAAAUAUCAAAUUGCUCACUGUGUGAGAGGGUUCUGUCUCCAUGGAAACCUGACACCCAUUUGUUCUGGGUUGGUGUGUGGGUGCACUGUCCCCUCCCUCUCUUUCAGGAGAGGGUGGAGUCAAUCUUGAGUCAGCUGGGUGGGGGUUGGCUGUGCACUCAUACCCACCCCACCCUGCCCAUUGUCCUGUACCCACCCCACCCGCAGCACCCCCUCUCUCACCCCCUCCCGCACCCAGUCUGAGAGGUGGGGAGGGGCUGCUAUUCAGCAGUAACUUACCCAGGGUAGGAGCGGGUUAAUAUCCCUCUAACAUUCCUGGGGCAGGAGCGGGUUAAUAUCCCUCUGUAACAUUCCUGGGGCAGGAGCGGGUUAAUAUCCCACAGUAACGUUCCCGGGGCAGGAGCGGGUUAAUAUCCCACAGUAACGUUCCCGGGGCAGGAGCGGGUUAAUAUCCCACAGUAACGUUCCCGGGGCAGGAGCGGGUUACAAUCCCACAGUAACGUUCCCGGGAUAGGAGUGGGUUAAUAUCCCACAGUAACGUUCCCGGGAUAGGAGUGGGUUAAUAUCCCACAGUAACGUUCCCAGGGCAGGAGCGGGUUAAUAUCCCACAGUAACGUUCCCGGGGCAGGAGCGGGUUACUAUCCCACAGUAACGUUCCCAGGCAGGAGCGGGUUACUAUCCCACAGUAACGUUCCCAGGCAGGAGCGGGUUACUAUCCCACAGUAACGUUCCCGGGGUAGGAAUGGAGCUAUUUCCCGCUUCCGAAUCCCGCCGAACAGCUGGUCUUCACAAUGAACGUUGCCUGGGUAGAGGGUGCGCUAAUUGCCUUGGGGACCUGUUCAAUGAAUGCCCUCUGACCUCAGGUAACAAGCCAUUAAAAUUUGUUUUUGUGCCUCUCUGGGUGAACAGUGCACAGGAACAUUCCAGAAAUACAGGUGAUUCAUCCACUGAUGUGAAUAUUUAUAAAUAAAAGCAAAACUUCAAA
This is a messenger RNA of Hemiscyllium ocellatum (epaulette shark), 7751 nucleotides long. RefSeq names its product WD repeat domain 81 (gene wdr81). The record is from RefSeq and is a predicted model, not a curated record. Gene Ontology annotation, molecular function: phosphatidylinositol 3-kinase regulator activity; protein binding. Gene Ontology annotation, biological process: aggrephagy. Bases 122 to 5719 code for a protein of 1865 amino acids. Gene Ontology annotation, cellular component: mitochondrion. The transcript has 11 exons. NCBI's taxonomy places the organism in Eukaryota, Metazoa, Chordata, Chondrichthyes, Orectolobiformes, Hemiscylliidae.